AUGAAUAACUGGCAGCAUUCUUUCAAUAAUGCCCGACCAUUGGAUGAGCAUUUACAUAAGCCAUACUUACAGUAUGAUGGUAUAGAAAAGCAUUUAACAAAAUUCAUAUUUGAUGACCAUGCUAAUUUGGUAUGGACUGGUGAUACUUAUGGUUGUGUUUCAUCAUAUGAUGUUAAUUUCCAACCGUAUGUGAGACAGAGAGCUCACAUUGGAGGCUCUCCUGUUAAAGAUCUCAUGAGUCAUAGCAGUGGAGUUCUCUCAUUAAGUUCAGACUCUUUACAUUUACAGGAUAGAAGAGGUACCACGCUAUUAAAUUUAACCAAUAUAGAUAUUGCUGCUUUCAACGAUUUACAAACUAUGUGUUAUAUGUCAGCUGAUCAGACAUCAAAAGUAUACUGUGCAGGUACAGACAUAGGAACAGGUUUAUCACUAAUAGAUUUGCAACGAGGAACUUUAGAGACAAACAUACCGUAUUUUUCAAAAGUAAAUUUCAUUAAGUCAAGCAAGAAAUUAGCUGCAAUAGGUAAAUUAUCAGGAUCAAUUGACUUGUUUGAUCCUGGAAGCAAUCAAGUAAUAAAGUCAUUUAUUUCGCAUUCAUCAUGCAUUACCUCAAUGGAUAUACAAGAUUAUACAUUGGUUACCACUGGUCAAUCAAAUGGUUUUUACAAUACAUUUGCAGAUCCAUUUGUAAAUGUAUAUGAUCUAAGGACGAUGAGACAAUUACCACCCAUAUCAUUCUCUAAAAGCACUAGCAUGGGAACUGUUGGUGCUGACUUUGUUCAACUGCAUCCUGUGCUUCCAACUAUUGUUAUGAUCGCUUCUUCUUCCGGGGCAUUUGAUUUUGUAGACAUGGCCAAUCCUAGCUUGAGGACGCAAUUUGCUAAUCCUGGGAACGGAAUCAAAUGCAUUCGCUUAUCUUCUAAUGGUGAUCAUCUGGGUGUAUUAGAAUCAAACGAUAUGUUUAGUACAUGGAAAAGACCUAAUAGUUCAGUAAAUUUUACAAAUAUGCCAGAGCUUUUAACAUACCCUUCAUAUCCAAAUGAUGGACCCUUGGCCAAUAUUAGUAUCGAUGAUUAUAAUUAUCCAUUGAGCACCGUUGGUAUGCCUUACUAUCAAGAAAAGUUAUUAUCUACUUGGUCUACUGUCAUAUUUAGAUCUCCAGGCACAGUACCUAGAGAUAUAGAUAAGAUACUAACUGAUUUAAAGAACAGCAAAAAAUCAAAGAAGCUAGUUGCUGACGGUGUUAAUUUCUAUCCUUAUAGUGUUGCUAAAUACGGACAUAAAGAUGCCUUACAACCAUAUAUAUCAUUGAGGGAUAAGCGUUAUCAGAGGUCAACUGGUUCUGUUCCAGAUGAUGUGCUUAUUACAAAGAGUGUUGAUGGAGAACUUCCGCCAGCUUUCAAAAAUCUGCCAUUGGUUGUCACAAAGUAUGCAACAGAUUCCUUUGAUUUCGAAUCAGUUAAUAAGACACCGUAUUGUGGAUUAGACAAUGAUGUAGACAACCCUUUCACUAAUGCUCUGAUUCAACUAUAUAGAUUUAUUCCGGAGAUCUCCAACUUCUUGAUAAGUACGUUGAAACAUGAGCAUUUCGAGUCACCUUUGCUUACCGAUAUGGCAUAUUUAUUUGAUAUGAUGAGAAAUACAAUUGAUGGUAUUUGCAGGACGACCAAUUAUCAGAUGUCUCUAAAUGAUGUUUUGGAGAAGAACAAUCUUUCCCUUCAUACAAUCUCAGAGUCCAAUAUGCUACAAAAAAUUAAUUCACUAUCGCUGAAUGACGAUGGGGGCAAGAAGCAACUUUCCAUUCAAGAACUUAAUGACUUUUUAUUGAGUGAAUUAUGUGAGGAGGAGGUUAAAUUUAUCGAUCAAAACUUUGUUCUGCAGCAUUGUUAUUGCUGUGAAUUUGCAGUAAAAACCAAAGGCUGUAUGACUUACGGUCAAACAUCUGGUAGUCUGUACAAGCCAUCGAUUACCAUAGGGCCAAAUGCGUGCACUCAAAAGAACGGUAAAGUAUCCUAUCCUCAUUCAAUAUUGGGAUAUAUUGAGCAUGGUUUAAAAAAUAGCAUAGUGCUGAAUAAGAAGUGUGAACAAUGUGGAAUAAAAGAAAAUUUGGAGGAAGAUAUUAGUAUACAAGAAUUGCCACCAAUUCUCUCCCUUUCUCUAGAAUUCGAUGACAACGCAAUGAAAUUAGCAAAGACGACUAAAAAUUGGCUACCUAAAGAAUUUUAUGCUUCUAUUAUGAAAAACAAACCGUUAGUAAGAGGGUCUGUUAAUGAUAUAAGGACAAAUACUAUGAUCUACAAAUAUGAACUACAUGGUUAUAUUGCGCGUAUUUCCGACCCGGAUAGAGGUGAUCAUUAUGUUACAUUUUCAAGAAUUUAUAAUGAAGAAUCUAAGAUGUUUAGGUGGUACCUCUUUAAUGACUAUUUGGUCACUGAAGUUGAUGAAUCGAUAGUGUAUGAUCUAGGAAAGCAUUGGUUAAAACCUGAGGUGGUAAUUUAUGGAGAUGCAGAAGAAUUGAGAAAGCCCUUUAAUUAUCUAAAAGAUGUAGAAAUUGAUGAUUCGAUUCUUUAUAAAGACUACUUUUCUGCUGCCAUUAGAGAAUCGAUCCAAAAAGAGUAUGAGCUGCUUACCAGAAAUGAGGCACCAAGGCCGGGAUCCUUGAUUGCUAUUGAUGCUGAGUUUGUUACAUUGAAGAAUGAAAAAUAUGAUAUUGAUUGUCGAGGAGCAAAAACAGUAGUUCAGUCAAAAGUAAGUGCCCUAGCAAGGAUAUCCGUUGUUAGAGGUAAUGAAGAACAAUUUGGUGUCCCAUUUAUAGAUGAUUAUAUCAUAAUUGAGAAGAAUAUUGAUGAUUAUCUGACAAAAUUUAGUGGUAUAUUGCCAGGUGAUCUAGAUCCAAAAACUAGCAAUAAGCAUUUGGUGCCUAGAAAUGUUGCCUAUAGAAAGAUUUGGCUACUAAUGCAACUGGGUUGUACAUUCAUUGGUCAUGGUCUUCAAAAUGACUUCAAACAUAUAAAUAUUUCUGUGCCGAAAGAACAAAUACGUGAUACUGCAGUAUAUUUCCUACAAGGUAAACGUUAUUUAUCGUUAAGGUAUCUAGCAUAUGUGUUGUUGGACAUAAAUGUACAAGAAGGAAAUCAUGAUUCAAUCGAAGACGCUUACACUGCUCUUGUUCUGUACAAGAAGUAUCUUGAACUCAAGAGCAAUGGCAUGAUGGAUCAAGUGUUGAACAAGCUAUAUGAAGAAGGAAGAACUACUAAUUACAAGGUACCUUUGAAGCUAUAG
This is a messenger RNA of Nakaseomyces glabratus, 3282 nucleotides long. It is a transcript of the gene PAN2, whose product is annotated as poly(A)-specific ribonuclease. NCBI's taxonomy places the organism in Eukaryota, Fungi, Ascomycota, Saccharomycetes, Saccharomycetales, Saccharomycetaceae. Gene Ontology annotation, biological process: nuclear-transcribed mRNA poly(A) tail shortening; mRNA processing. The record is from RefSeq and is a predicted model, not a curated record. Gene Ontology annotation, molecular function: nucleic acid binding; poly(A)-specific ribonuclease activity; protein binding. Gene Ontology annotation, cellular component: P-body; PAN complex.